GUCAUGUUCCAAUUACAUACAAUCCAACCUAUUCCAUGACAUAUGCUUACUCCCCUUAUUUGGAGUAAUUGGCAAGUCUAAAAAACACCCCUUUAUAAAAAAGUGGACUGGCCCAAGUGGCCAAUAUCGAUCCCCAACUCAUUAUGUAUUCAUAUUUAAUUCUUGCCACGUAGGAGUAAUUGGAAAAUUUUUCAAGUCAAUAUAUAUCGUACGAUCUAUUCACUCAACAAAUUUCUGUUACUUAUAAGUCAGAAUUUGUUUUUUGAAUAGAGAGUAUCAUAGUCAUAACAUUAGUCUAGUAUGGCAGAACAGGGCUCUAUUCAGGGUGAAAUUACUUCUGAAUUGAACUUGAACGGUCCCUCGACCUCGUCAACUUUGACCGGGAAUGAAGUGAUAAACGACGUCUCUUUGGCUACCACAUCCGUCACAGAUUAUGUCCAAUCCUUAGUGGAAGAGGCGGUGACUAGGAAAAUGGCUACCCUUGGAAACAGGCCACCAACGAGACCUCCUUCUGACCGUAGAAGCCCGUCUUCAAGCUAUUUACACAACUCGGAAUACUCGCUUCCGAGAGAGCAGUCCCCCCGGAGCAGUAAGAAGGCCGUAGAGACGGGAAAACGAGGUAACGAUUCGCACCGAAAUGACACCAAAUUUCGUGACUACAACUAUUCCGCCACACACCACGUGGACGUAAGUAGGUCAACUUUUCGAAAUCGUUCAAGAUCUCCCGUUUCUCAGCUUAGAAGCCCUUCUAGAUUGUCUCACCACUCCUACUCUCACACUAAUAGACCCUCUGAUAGUUCGCCGAGUAGGAUUUCCGGGACUUCACGUCAGGGAACUCAGAAUUCACGAUCCAUUAUCAACAAUUUUAGUUCCAAUAUUUCACAAUCUCAAAAUUCAGAUUCUAAACCUCGUAUUUUGGAUUCUGAUGACAACGAGCCGUCUAAAUCUAAGUCCUCUGAAGAAGAAGCGGUCUUGUUAGUUCAUUCCUUAUGGGAUUCAACCAUAUCAGCCUUAGAAAUUGACCAAGUCAACAGCUCCACUAAUUCUAAAGAAUCUUUGACUAGGGUAGCUCUCCAGAAAGUUGAUGAAUCUUCAGUCACUAAAGCUUCAUUACCUUGUCCCCCAGUGUUCCAUCAGUUGGUGCAGAAUAUCAAUAAUCAGAUCUCAUCUGCCACUUCCGGUUUCAACACAAAGGGAAAACUCUUCAGAAUCAAAUCUUCAAAUUAUAGAUUAGCCAAGGGAGAUGAUUCAGUCGUACGGCCCCUCAAACUCAAUAAUUCACUUGGAAACUUAGUCCCAAAUGAUAAAACCUUCAGUGAUUUCUUCAAGAAUGCUGAUACUAAAACUCAACUCUCCAAUAAAAACUGGAAGGGUCUCGAAGAGAACUUGAGGGCUGUCCUUCAACCUUUGGUGUACUCAGAGUGGUAUAUAGGUUCUGUUUCAAAGUUAGUUACCCAACUCACAGCACACUUAUCCAACAACACGGAUCCACUAGUUACCCAGUUGUUAGAUUCCAUUGGCGAUUUACUCCUUAGGGGUUCGACAGCCUCUGUUACUGCUACUGAAGGUAUUCUCAAGACUCUCACCAACUCAGCACUACUUCAACGUGAUCUGAUUCAAGAACAAGUACCAACACGCUUCCGCGAAUCUAUGAGGGUACUACCAGUUGAGCAUACAUCUACCACUUUGUAUCCAGAGUCACAACUUAAAGAUUUGGUUGACUCAGCCUCCUCAAAUCUGACAAACCAAGCACUAGUUACCUUGGCCCAGUCCAGUUCUAGAUCUAGUAAAGACAAAGACAGGUCCCAACGCCAAUCCAGGUCUGACUACAGGAAGAAAUCUUCUAACAAAGAUUGGUCCAAAUCACAAGACAAACCCAAGUCAGAUUUUCGUGAUUCCAAGAAGAAAUACGACAAUAAAGGUGGUAAGCACUUCAACAAAGACAACAGAUUCUCCAAGAAGUGA
Messenger RNA from Owenia fusiformis, 1965 nucleotides. The record is from the annotation of a GenBank genome assembly. Lineage: Eukaryota; Metazoa; Annelida; Polychaeta; Sabellida; Oweniidae.